Molecule: messenger RNA, 1461 nt
Organism: Cyclocybe aegerita
Lineage: Eukaryota; Fungi; Basidiomycota; Agaricomycetes; Agaricales; Hemipholiotaceae
Source: the annotation of a GenBank genome assembly
CAUGGAUCACGAACCGUUAUCCUCGCCUGAACGUGGGCCACUAACAUGUAAAGUCACCUACUUGGAAAGGAAGAAGAGAAAACGGACCCUUUCCAACGAAGCCGGCUCCGAUUCCGAUACCAGUGAGAAGUCCAAGUCGACACCCUCACCCAUCAAGAAUCCUAAGACUCCAAAGAAGCCUGAGAGAAAGACUCCUGCUAGCAGGGGUCCGAAACUCGUUGAUGUCGGACUGCCGGGGCCUUCCCCAAAACGCGUUCGACGCGUAUCCGAUGAAUCAACCAAAGCCCCAAGAUCUAGGAAAACUACUCACGUCCGGGCAGCCUCUUCUGUUAGCUCCUUGAAGCAGGUGGCUCAGAAAGUCGGCGGUUCACCUGCAUCUGCCAAGAAGCCUGAAUCGGUCUCUGCCUCAGUCCGUAAACCCAAGUCCAAGGGUAAAUCCCUUGCAGGCGAGGACGAUUUCGAUGACAGUGUUUCUGUCGCCGAUUCCUCUAUCAGCACCACGAGAGUUCGCCGUAAUGAAACGGAACGUAUUCAAUAUUUCGAGAAUCAACCCGAGUGCGGCAAGAUGGAACCCCAUCAAGUUCAGUGCCUCCGGUGCAAUAAACCUGUCAAUCUGGGCCGUAAGCAAACUUAUGCAGUUCGCCCUUGGGAGAUCCAUAGGGCCCGCUGCGACCAAAAGCCGGCCCAGACCUCUCGCAUCAUCCCUGACGCAGCUAAAGAGGAGGUCGAACCGGCUCAAGUCCCUGAAUCUCCUGCUGUAGUCCCCUCUACGUUGUUGGUGACUCCAGCGCGCCGCCCGACAGAAGAAGACAGGAAAGAAUCCCUAGAAUCCGACAAACAGAUCGAGAACCUCGAGAAGCACCGCGUCUGUUGUCGCAAAUGUCACAAAUGGGUUGACCUUUCUGAGAGCAUUCCUUACGCUACUGGGAAUUGGCACAAGCACAAGGACCGAUGCUCCGAUGCUGGCCCAAGUCACCGCGUCGCGGCUGCCAGGCGCAAGCUCCUUGUUGUCAACGAUCCCCAAGCCAAGUCCUACGAUGUGCACCAAAUCGAAUGUGGAUUCUGCGGCAAAACUAUCCAGCUCGAAGGUGAAGGUGACUUUAAUCUUACCAAAUGGGAUGAGCACAAACUUUCGUGCAAUAGAACCGUCCCAAUUUCGAAGAGCGAUAGCGUCAACUCCAUUGCAUUCCCAAGCCGCUUUUCGCGCCCUCCCCCGUCAUCGGCUUCGACCGACUCUACUCUUGUUAUCGAAGCCGGUUCAUCGCAUGCACCCCAGGGAAUCAAGCGCAGUCGCGAGGACGAUGUCAUCCCUGAAGAAGACGAACGGCCUUCCGCACGCCCACGAUCCGCGUCAUAUUUACCGCCGAACCAAGAAGCCCCCAAUUCAGUUCUGGGGUGGUUCAUGCUCCCAUUCCACUCCUUCGUCCGUGGCUUCAAGGAGAGUUUGAAGGACAAAUCAUA